GUUUAAUUUAUUAAACGGUGAGUGCUUCAUAUUUAUCGACUGUUAACGGACCUUCGAAGAAACAAAAGAAGCUACGCGCGCCCAACCAACGUACAAAUUAAUUAAGUGAUUGUGCAAAGUGAGUAGCAUUAUGCAGUAGAAGAAGCGGGCAUUGUUUGGCGCGUCGCGUAUCGCCAGCACAGGUGGGAAAUAAGGAAGUCUAUUGGAAGGAAGUCGCAGAAGAGUUGAUUUUGAAAGGGUCAUGUUCGGAUUCGAGGGUCACAUGACGGAUUUUGGGGUGCCGACGACGGCCGCCGAGUUCAACAGCAACGGUUUGGCCGCCGUCGCCAACAGGACGCAGCAUUGCACGGCCAACUCGAGACACUUUUCCGUUACCAGCUUGCUCAGGCUGGGCACCAAAAGGAGACUUUCCGAUGUGGACUCAAAUGAAGAUAUUUCAAACGAUGAAAAACACAAAAAGCCUCGCCGAAACAGGACAACAUUUACAACCGCUCAGCUGGCAGCUUUAGAAAAAGUUUUUGAAAAAACUCACUACCCUGAUGCAUUUGUAAGGGAAGACUUGGCAACAAAAGUUAGCCUUAGUGAAGCCAGAGUACAAGUUUGGUUCCAAAACAGGCGCGCAAAAUUCCGAAGAAACGAACGCAGCGUCACUCUCCAACAAAUCCCACCAAAAAUUCAAUGUAAAAGUCCUACAAAUCCGAUGAACCUAAAGUCAGAUUGUAUAGAAAAACCUUUAUUUUCGUACCAAACAACAUUACCACCACAUAGUACCGCUGAUAUGCAGUACAUGAUGCCUUGGAAGUGCUCCUAUACGCAGUAUAAUCACCACGAUUUGUAUGCCAAUAGUUUUGGUAAUGGCAUUGGUGGACAACCCAAUACUUUUUUGUCGUCGCCAACUUUUAAUUAUUGUUCGACCAAUUUGCCGCCUAGAUUGGAUAUGUCGUCGCUUAGGUAUCGCUCUCAGGAUUUUAGUUUAUAGUCAAUUUAGUAAUUUAAUUUAAAUAUUAAUUAUAGGUAAUAAAUUGUUUAAAGUUCUUUUGAGUGUUUA
Molecule: messenger RNA, 1048 nt
Organism: Brassicogethes aeneus
Lineage: Eukaryota; Metazoa; Arthropoda; Insecta; Coleoptera; Nitidulidae
Source: the annotation of a GenBank genome assembly